Nomia melanderi (Alkali bee) is the source of this 1896-nucleotide messenger RNA. Its product is annotated as mitochondrial glycine transporter. Gene Ontology annotation, molecular function: glycine transmembrane transporter activity. Gene Ontology annotation, biological process: glycine import into mitochondrion. The record is from RefSeq and is a predicted model, not a curated record. Gene Ontology annotation, cellular component: mitochondrial inner membrane; mitochondrion. NCBI's taxonomy places the organism in Eukaryota, Metazoa, Arthropoda, Insecta, Hymenoptera, Halictidae.
CAUGAUAACACAUAAUAUAUACAAACUGUAUAUUCACAAUUAGUCACGUAUUUUAAAGUAGUUGUAAGAAAAUAUAUAUUGUAAUAUAUUGUAAUUUCUAGAAUUUCUGUGUAAUCUAUUUACUAGCGAAUUGUUUGUAUGAUUUGGUAAUUGUGAAAUAUAAUUGCAGAUUUGGAGCAAACAAUACGUCAGAGAAUACGGACGAUUGUAUACGCAUAAUAAACACGCAUCAAAAACGAAUUAAUCAUGAGGACAAAGACUUCUUACAUUAGAUAACAAAAAUCUUUAUCUGCUGCGUGAUAUUUAGUCAUACUUCACCUUUUUUCAUUAUCGUUGACGAUAUUUUUAUAAUAUUAUUGUUCACGUACACACGUAUGAAGUAUGUGCUUUUACAGUUAUAUAAUCGUAUUUAUUAUUUGAAACUAAUAAAUAAAUAGUACAGUUGUAAAUAAUAAAAGUAAAUGUACGAUAAAUGAAGCAUAAAGUUUUAAAUUUUAGGCUUUUUUAGUUCUAACCUAAUUAUGAUUUAUUCAUGUAUUACAAAUAUAUCAGGUUUUUCACUUUACUAUAAAUAUUUUAUUAUUGUAAAUAUAUAUUAAAACGUAUAGAUAGUUAAAUUGUACUUUGUAUUUUAAUCAUUUUAUGGCACAAUAAAACAUCUCAGUAUAUACUAAAUUUGAUAUUCUUGGACUUUUUGCUUGAAUAUGUUUUGAUAUGCAGGGUUAUACUGUUGACCCCGAAAGUGGUGAAACGAAGAUAAGAGGAGAUUAUCCUAUUUUGAAGUCUUUUAUUGCGGGAUCAUUAUCUGGCACAUUUUCAACUAUUUUGUUUCAACCACUGGAUCUUAUUAAAACAAGACUUCAAAGCAGAGUGAAUCUCCAUCUCGAUUCUCCAAAAAGAGGAACAGUGGGAACUGUAAUUCAUAUAAUCAAGAAAGAAAAUGUGUUUGGACUCUGGAGGGGUAUGACACCGUCCAUAACCAGAGUUAUUCCUGGUGUAGGAUUAUAUUUUUCGUCGAUACAUUGGUUAAAACACACAUUCCAUUUAAAAGAUCCUCUCACAUCUACAGAAGCCAUGUUUUUAGGCAUUACUGCGAGGUCUAUGUCUGGAGCUUUAUUAAUUCCAAUAACUGUAGUAAAAACACGUUUCGAAAGCGAUGUGUAUAAAUAUAAUAGUAUCAGAGAAGCAUUGGCAUUAAUUUACAAGCAGGAAGGAGUGAGAGGUCUUUCGAGCGGAUUAGUACCGACAUUAUUAAGGGAUGCUCCAUUUAGUGGCCUUUAUCUUAUGUUUUAUACUCGAUUAAAAAAUAUCGUCAUGGAAGCUGAUUUACCAUACGCCAAAUCAUCAGCUCCGAUUCACUUUAGUUGUGGAAUACUAGCAGGAAUAUUUGCUUCUACUGUUACACAACCCGCUGAUGUGAUCAAAACGAAGAUGCAAUUAUACCCAAAUGAAUUUAGAGGAGUUCGUAAUGCGAUAAUCAUGGUUUAUAAGAAAUAUGGUGUGUUGGGAUAUUUCAAAGGCAUUGUUCCACGAAUGUUGAGAAGGACAUUAGUGACUGCUAUGGCUUGGACUGUAUAUGAAGAGGUUACAAAAAGUAUAGGGCUUAAAUAAAAUUGUUUUCAUUCAGUGGUAUGAUAAUUGUUUGGUGUCUGUUGGUAUGAAAUUAAACGAAAAUGAACAAUUCAUACACAGCAAAAGUCGCUCAGCCAAAUAUUUACACUUUGAUGUACAGUAUUUUAGUUUGUACAAAGAUUUAAUAAUAGCAAACAAUUGUAGUAUAGCAAAUAUUACUACUAUGUACAGUAUUUGGAUAGAGUUAUAUCCUAUCGCUUGAUAAUGUAUUAUUGAUGUGUAUAUACUUAUUUAAUAAAUUAUACAGUUUUGUUUUCAAUAUCA